Messenger RNA from Pyricularia oryzae 70-15, 171 nucleotides. RefSeq lists its product as uncharacterized. The transcript has 2 exons. The coding region runs from base 1 to 171 and encodes 56 amino acids. Lineage: Eukaryota; Fungi; Ascomycota; Sordariomycetes; Magnaporthales; Pyriculariaceae. The record is from RefSeq and is a predicted model, not a curated record.
AUGCUUGGCUUGUCCACGGUCAUUCGGCCCAUCAGACGGACCCCGCGCCCCGGUAUCGUCAAAAUCCCAGGUCCGGAUCGUGACGCCCCCGCUUCUGGCGCUCCUGACGCGCCAUGUGCCACGCCGUCGCUGCGUUCUGCCGCUCGUCGCUCGAGUUUAUGUACUCGAUGA